Paramecium pentaurelia is the source of this 1678-nucleotide messenger RNA. Lineage: Eukaryota; Ciliophora; Oligohymenophorea; Peniculida; Parameciidae. The record is from the annotation of a GenBank genome assembly.
AUGAAAUUUUUCAAUAUUUCUUGCUUUGAAAAUGAUUAGAGUGGAAAGUUGUAAAAUUAAGUGUUUAAGACGACAAUUCAUAAUUUUUCUUAUCUAAUAAGAUUCAACGAUCUAUAGGACUUGAUUCAGCAAUAAUAAGUACAAAUAGUUAUUUAAGAUAAUCGAUUUAAAAAAUAAUUAGGAAUAAGAUUAAUGAAAAAAAAAUUUCAUGAAAAAUAUAAUGCUAAAAUGUUUGAAGCUCUCAAUUAUUAAUAAAAUAAAAGCAGUUAUUAAGAAAGAAAUUUCAAAACCAAUUACAAUUAGAAAAAAAUAGUGACAUCAAUAAUUAACAAAUGUGAAGAUUCAUUUUAAAAAAAUCAUUCAUCCUUCGAGAAAAAAAAUAAAAACAAAUAUAAUCAUAAAUGUAUCGAUCUAAAUGAAUUUUAUUUUACAGAACUUGUUUUUAAUAAAAUGCAAACAUUUGAAGAAGCAUUGCAAUUAAUUGAUUUAGCUCUUUAAAAAAGCCCCGAAAAUCCAGAGUACUAAAAUUGCAAAGGUAAAUAAAAAUCAUUUAAUAAAAGCGAUUGCGUUAGCAAAAAUAAAUAGAUUUGGAGAAGCAUUACAAUAUUUUGAUUCAGCAAUUAAAAAAAUCCCUGACAAUGCAGAUUAUUAUUAUAAUAAAGGUAUCUUUCUAAAUGAAUGUUUAUUUUCCAGCACUUGUUUUAGGAAAACUGAAUAGAUAUGAAGAAGCAUUGGAAUAUUACGAUUCAGCUAUUUAGCAAAAUCCAGAAGAUGCAGAUUAUUAUUAUAAUAAAGGUAUCUUUCUAAAUGCAUGUUUAUUUCCAGCACUUGUUUUAGGGAAAAUGAAUAGAUUUGAAGAAGCAUUGGAAUAUUACGAUUCAGCUAUUUAGAAAAAUCCAGAAGAUGCAGAUUAUUACAAUAACAAAGGUAUAUUUAUCAACUUAUCCUUUCUCAUUAGCAAUUACUUUAGAUAAGUUGAAUAAAUUGGAGGAAGCAUUAGAAUUUUAUGAUUUAGCUAUUGAAAAAUACCCAUAAAAUCCGAGCUAUUAUUAUAAUAAAGGUAUAUGUACAAUUUAUAUUAAAAUAUAGCAAACAUAUUAUAAAAAAUGAAUAGAUACGAAGAAGCAUUGGAAUAUUACAAUUCAGCUAUUUAGCAAAAUCCAGAAGAUGCAAAUUAUUACAAUAACAAAGGUAUAUUUAUCAACUUAUCCUUUCUCAUUAGCAAUUACUUUAGAUAAGUUGAAUAAAUUGGAGGAAGCAUUAGAAUUUUAUGAUUUAGCUAUUGAAAAAUACCCAUAAAAUCCGAGCUAUUAUUAUAAUAAAGGUAUCUGUACAAUUUAUGUUAAAAUAUAGCAAAUACAUUAUCAAAAAUGAAUAUAUAUGAAUAAGCAUUGAAUAAUUAUAAUUAUGCAAUAGUUAAAAACCCAGAUGAUUUAGACUAUUAAACUAACAAAGGUAUUUUUUUAAGCAUAUCUCCUUAUUAGAAAAAACUAUAUUAUAGCACCAUUCGAGUUAUAUAAAUAACAUUACAAAGGAUUUAAGCUAACAAUAUUUUACUGAAGAUAAAUUUAUAAGUUAAGAUUAAUAUAAUACCAAAAGUAAACAGUCUAAUAGAUACUUAUAUAGCAAUCACAAUAUGUAAAAUGAAUAAAUGUUAAGAAUCAUUAUAAAAAUUUGA